ACCCUUUGGAGAAAUGCGUCCAGCAGUCCUUUGGAGAAUGACGAUGCUUACUCGUUAGUUUUGAAACUGCACUAAGCAAGGCGGUGGUUACAGGUGGCGCAAAAUGUACACGACGUCAUUAGACUCGGCGUAAAACCUAAGAUUUUCCGUGGUUAAAUUUCAUCGUGGGCUUUAGGCCCACAACUCCACGUUAACGUAACAACGAAGCCUUUUUCGAAGCGUCAAGAUCACGCACCCCGGGAAAAAAGGUUCAAAAUAUAACCGUCUAGCCCUAACAAACUACUUCUCUCUGUGUCUUGCUUCCUCGGCUUAGCAUUAGGGUUUCUCAGACGCUUAAUAAUAUAACUUCCUCGGAUCCUCCUUUAGGCUGCGUAUCUAUUACUCUUACUGAGAGCAAUUAUGAGAACCGGAGCGAUGAGAAAAAGUGGUGUGGAAACACAGGGCGAUGAGGUGAUGAUUGAGUCUUUCGAGGAAGAGACUCAGCCUCAGGGUGAUGAAGUCAAAGAUACAUCUCCUUCUCAGCAGCAGGAGGAAGACACAAGCGAGGUACUGAAUGAGGAUAAGAAGAAGCCUGCUCGUCGUGGUGGUGGCAAGCGAAAGAGGACCACGGAAAAGGAAACUGAGAAGGAUGAUCAUGUAGAGAAACACGCUCCUACAGCUAAGAAAGCCAGAUCGACCAAGGUUGAGCCUGAGUACUUGGAGGAGAAGCGUAAUCUGGAAGAUUUGUGGAGGGAUGCCUUUCCAGUUGGAACUGAGUGGGAAGUACUAGAUAAACUUUAUGAAUUCAACUGGGAUUUCAAACAUCUCGAAGAAGCAUUGGAGGAAGGAGGAAUGCUCUACGGGAAGAAAGUCUUUGUCUUUGUCAAUACAGAAGCCCAGUGGAUCAGCUACAAAGGUGGUGCAUCCAAAGUUGUCUGGCUCCCUACAGUUUUUGUUAUUGAGUCACCCUUUCCGCCUUCUGAUAAGUUAGCAGUCACAUCGGUUCAGAGUGCAACCGAGAGCAUCAUUCCAAUGAAGCAGAUGAAAAUGGAAUGGGUUCCUUACAUUCCCUUUGAGAAAAGAGAUAGACAAAUUGAUAGGGUGAAGUUUGAUAUUUUUAUCUUGGCCUGUACACAGAGGAGAUCUGCUCUCAAACAUUUGAAGGAAGAACGUUUUAAGAAGUUCACCUAUUGCCUUCCUUAUUUCUAUGACCCGUUUAAGGAAGAUGAACUUGAAAAUAGUACUGACGUCAAAAUAGUGUUCCCCUCUGACCAGCCGGUUUAUUGUGAAUUUGACUGGAGUUUUGACAGACUUGAGGAAUUUUCUGAUGACCUGAUUGAAGCAGAAGAAUUAUCUGCUAAACAAAAGGAUGAAUUCAAAGUUUUUGUCAAAGAGCAUGUCCGAGCAGCAAGGAAAGCUAGGCAAGAGGCAAAAGCUGCUCGACUGAAAGCAAUAGAAGAAAUGAGUGAAGAAACUAAGCAAACCUUUCAAAGCAUCAAGUUCUACAAAUUCUACCCUCAGCCUUCACCAGACAUCUCAGGAGUCAAACAGUCGCCGAAGAUUAACAGAUAUUACGGGAAUGCUCAUCAAGUCCUUUGAUAUGGAUUCUUCAGAAGUCAGAAUAGCUUUUCGUGGCUGCUAGCUCCAACAGUACUCUCAGAUUCUCUUUGAGCUAGUUAGAAAAAGUAGGCUAGUUUAAUGAUAAGUGAUGCCGAGUUUGUUCAACUAUACAUAACAUCUUAUGUCAUGUCUAGCAAAAUA
Raphanus sativus (radish) is the source of this 1740-nucleotide messenger RNA. Its product is annotated as protein HEAT INTOLERANT 4-like. The coding region runs from base 400 to 1578 and encodes 392 amino acids. The transcript has 14 exons. Lineage: Eukaryota; Viridiplantae; Streptophyta; Magnoliopsida; Brassicales; Brassicaceae. The record is from RefSeq and is a predicted model, not a curated record. Gene Ontology annotation, biological process: regulation of cellular response to heat.